Colletes gigas is the source of this 1028-nucleotide messenger RNA. RefSeq lists its product as uncharacterized. Bases 1 to 969 code for a protein of 322 amino acids. The record is from RefSeq and is a predicted model, not a curated record. NCBI's taxonomy places the organism in Eukaryota, Metazoa, Arthropoda, Insecta, Hymenoptera, Colletidae. The transcript has 5 exons. Gene Ontology annotation, molecular function: protein binding.
AUGACAUCGAGCGUUUUAUUGUUCUUCUAUCUCAGUACGCUCUACUUAACUUGGUGUGAUGCAAGCGAUGCAAGCCUACCCAAACUUUCUAUUCUAGAUGUAAAUGGAACAACCGAAGAAGACGUGACGGAAACGCAAUACGCGACUUGUAAAAUCGCAACGGAAGAAUUGGUCGCUAGUGCGCGCGCCACUGUUAGAAGUGUAAUUACCGGAGCUUGCAGCGCAAAAACAAUAGGCAAGAGACUGCAAAGUUUGGAGAAUAAGUUGACCGGAGAAUUGAGGGAGAUCAAGACGAUACUAUACUCUAUUUUACAGAAGAAAGAAGAUUCACCUAAAUCCUUAAAAACGUCCACGAACGAGAAAAGUAUAAACAAGAAUAAUUAUCGCGAAGACGAAAACGAUGCUCCGUCACCGAGGCAGUUAGAAAUUGACAAAUUCAACAGUACCGUCGUGACGAAUUUAUCAGUAAACGGAUCUACGAGUUCCUUUUUUUACUACUGGCAAAUAAAGGGGUUCAGCGAGAAGCUUGCCGGUUGGAAAACUGCUCGUUCCGAGCGUAGUGGGACGUUUUAUAUCGGUCAAAAUGGAUAUGCCAUGUACAUCAAGGUUACACCAAGCUAUUUUUCGAACGGCACUGUCUUCAUGAGCAUUGGACUGACUCGUGGUCGUCACGAUUCCCUUCUUAAAUGGCCGUUUUCGCAUAGGAUACGCCUCGAGGUUUUAGAUCAUUCGACCGAGCAGCCGCGGCUAGAUCGACGAUCGAGGAUCUGGGAUCCGUCUACGCUCUGCUCGGAAUAUUUUUGGGAUCGUCCAAAAUUAACUGGAGAACCAGACAAUCCAGAAUGCGUCGGAUUGAGCGUUCCGCGAAAAAUUCUUUUUUCCAAGAUAUUUUCGAUCGAUCGCGCCUCGAGACACACCAGAUACCUUUGGAACGGAACUAUCACGAUACAGCUGACGGUUUUCCUUUAAAUUCACCCUUUAUCCGUAGAUCCUUGGACGCGAAACUAAUUCUGUUUCUCUAUUAAUUU